Messenger RNA from Babesia microti strain RI, 5583 nucleotides. RefSeq names its product Sec63 Brl domain. The record is from RefSeq and is a predicted model, not a curated record. The coding region runs from base 1 to 5583 and encodes 1860 amino acids. Gene Ontology annotation, molecular function: nucleic acid binding; ATP hydrolysis activity; ATP binding. Gene Ontology annotation, cellular component: nucleus. The transcript has 18 exons. NCBI's taxonomy places the organism in Eukaryota, Apicomplexa, Aconoidasida, Piroplasmida, Babesiidae.
AUGUCUAAUAUAAAUCCUUAUAAAUUCUGCACGGAUGACAUUGUAGACGAAAGUUCGGUAUAUACCGAGGAUUCAGGCACUCUUGUUUGGUGCAUUCGUCACAUUAAACGAAUCUCAACCCUGAACAAUUUUUUUUAUUCAACCAAUGAUUUAGCAUCUGAAUAUUUCUCAUUGAUAUCAAGAGAAACAAAUUUAGAUAUUCUAUCAUCAUCACUAUGUGAUCUAGUAGGGCUAGACGAAUUAGAAUUCAUUGCACAAUCCGUAAAAUUUCAUACUUCUAUAAAAAAUGAAUGGGAACAUAAAAAAAAUGAAAUUAAGAAUGAUUGUUCCCUAGAUGACAAAACAGCUUUUGAUCUCUUAAUAGACCUAAUUACACAAGAUGAUUAUUUUGAGCUUAAUUUCGACCCUAAAACACUUUCCAAUCCUACAUAUAAACAUUUUUCUUCCACAUCAUUAGGAGAAUUUAUACGUGAGGAUAACAAGUAUUUUGAAAAAUAUCUUUUCCCCUUAAAGCCUAGAGAGAAUAAAAAUUUCCCUUUGGUGAAAAUAUCCGAUAUGCCAGAAUGGACCAGACCUUGUUUUUCUCAAUUUGAAUAUCUAAAUGCGGUGCAGUCUAGGGUUUUUAAUUGUGCAUUUGAAACCAAUGAAAAUCUCUUAGUCUGCGCGCCUACUGGUUGCGGGAAAACAAAUAUCGCAUUGCUAUGCAUCCUACAACAGAUAAAACAUCAUAUAUCAACCAAAGAUAUACGGAGUAAUGCAUCUAUUUUUAGUGAUAUAAUAGUUUAUAUUUCUCCAAUGAAGGCACUAGCAUCUGAAAUCGUUCAAAAAUUUACAGUUCUUACAAUCUCAUAUGGUGUUAUUGUAAAAGAAGUUACUGGAGAUUUUCAAACUAGUAAAAACGAUUUGGAAAAUUUGAAUAUAAUGGUUACAACUCCUGAAAAAUUUGAUAUCAUAAUAAGAAAUCUUCCUUAUGAUGAUCCCUUCAUUAUGAGGGUCAAAUGCGUCAUUUUCGAUGAAAUCCAUUUACUUAAUGAUGACAGAGGUCCGGUGUUAGAAUCUAUAGUGGCAAGUUUGUUACAUAUGAUGGAAUCAUCUCGGAUGUAUGCAAGGUUAAUUGGGAUAUCAGCCACAUUACCUAACUGGGAGGAUGUAGGAACAUUUCUUAGGGCUCCUAAAAAAAAUUUAUUUUAUUUCGAUGAGAGUUAUCGCCCAGUUCCAUUGGAGCAACUAUUUUACGGAGUAAAAUCGGUUGGUAACCAACAUAAUAAUACUGUUGAGCAUACAAUGCAUGAUAUAACCCUAACCCAUGUAAUAGAAAGCCUUUCAAAUGGACAUCAAUGCAUGGUUUUUGUUAGUGGAAGAAGAGAAACUAUAUCUAGCGCUCGUGAAUUGAUUAAUCGAGCUGAUAUAAAAUCAUUUGGAAGUUAUUUAGCUAGGGUAGAAGAUUCAUCAAAAUAUAUAAAACCUUUAUCGAAAACAAAUCCUAUACUUUCCGAGUUAUUCGAACGUGGAUUAUCUAUUCAUCAUGCUGGUAUGUCUAGGCCAGAACGUGAAUUAGUAGAAAAUAUGUUUAGGGAAGGCGCAAUUAAAGUUUUGUUUUGCACGUCCACACUGGCUUGGGGUGUUAACCUACCUGCGCAUACUGUAAUAAUAAAAGGAACAAUGAUACAUGGAUGCCAAAGGGAUUUAACAUUUUUAGAAUUAACUCAAAUAAUGGGUAGAGCCGGAAGACCGCAGUAUGAUACUAGUGGACAAACAGUUUUAAUAACUGAACAUAAUAAACUAAAAAUGUAUUUACAAUGGCAAAGAAAUUCUAUACCAAUAGAAUCAAAGAUGCUUUUACAUCUUGAAAAUGCUUUAAUUGGAGAAAUAUCAAAUGGCACAAUUACCACAAUACAAGAUUCAUUAAAUUGGGCGUCAAAUACAUUUUUACAUUUAAGAUUAUCCAAGAAUCCCUUGGCAUAUGGCGCCGGCGGUAAGAAUGUUUUGGAUAGUAUGAAAUCAUUUAUUAAAAUCUCAUUAAAUAAUUUAAAAAAACGCCAUAUGAUAAUUAUAAAUGAAUCAGAAUUUUUGAUUUCCACUGAGCUCGGAAAAAUCGUAUCCAAAUUCUAUCUUGACUAUGAAACGGGUUAUGAUUAUCUCCAAUCUCUAAAUGAGCUUAAAGAGGACUUAGAUUAUGGAAUAUUGCGAAUAUUUGGCCAAUCUCGUGAAUUUAAUUCAUUAUUUUUUCGGCAAGAAGAUGUUGAAAACCUUGAAUAUUUGUCCAAACGUCUUCCCAUUUUUAGAUCCAAUUGGCUUGAUGAUACAUUUGGCAAGGUCUCUAUUUUAGUAUUAUGUUAUAUUUCAAAUAUACCCGUAUAUGGCUCGCUGCGAGGAGAUAUAACUACAAUUAUCGACAGUGCGACCAGACUUUUUCGAGCCAUGUUCAUGAUAGCAAAUAGUGGAUGUGAUAAACUUUUAUCAUCGGAUAACAUGUUGUCUAAUGACUCUAAAAUAGAAUUAUCUUUAUGCAUAUCUAGAUGGGAGAUUAUGUUUAGAAGGAGGAUUUGGAUAGAUUCAGGUUACAGUCAUCCAUCUAGUAGGAAUAUUUUGUUACAACUUACUAAUAAAUAUGACCCAAUUAAAGGAACGACCACACACUCUAAAAUUAUUACUGAAUCUGUUAUAAAUAAAAUUUCUGAAGAAGUUGGACCUUACGAACUCAUUAAAAUGCCAAUAAGUUCUUUAUCAACCUUUGUUAACACUCUGUCCCAGGCCAAAUCACUUAAAAGUUUGUUAAAUCACAUCCCUUUCUUUUCAAUAAGAAUACAAGUCCAACCUUUGACAUUAAAUCUAAUUAAGAUUACUGUAUAUGGCGAAUUACAUAAUAAUUUUAUUUGGAAUAUCGAUUGGAAUGGUUGUCAUGAAGAUAUCAAUAUAUGGGUAUCCAUGAAUAGAUAUUCAAACACAUUCACUACUGCAUAUUUUUCUGAGAGUGAAAGAAAGUUUAUUCGUCAAAUUUACAUGAAAGGCUUAGCUAAUGAAUUAGAUAUCCGAGCUUACGCUUCAUCAAUAAAUUGGAUCGGAGUUUUUUCAGAAUUUAGGGUUAAUUUACCGGGAUAUGUUAUAGGCGAUGAAACUAUUCAAUUUCCAUUAUCAUCUAUAAUUCCACUUCGAAUUGAAGAUAUUGAUAUUAAUUUGAAGAAAUUAUACGAAUUUUCGUAUCUAAAUUUGCUCCAAACUAUUGUUUUCCACAAAGUAUAUCACACCGAUGAUACAAUUCUAAUUGGCGCUCCUACAGGCAGCGGAAAAACACUUAUAGCUGAAUUAAGCAUUUUGAGAUUAUUGAAAAAUAGCCCUGGCUCUAAAGUUGUAUAUUUGGUAGGCUUAAAGGAUAUUGGGACUGAAAGAUACCAUGAUUGGCGAAAUAAAUUUAAAGAAUUUUCAUUUAAAGUAUCAUAUUUGAAUUCAUAUUUUCUAAGCACCCACGAUAUUUUUGAACCAGAUGUAAUUAUAUCUACCCCCGAAAAAUGGGAUGCAUUAUCUAGAAGAAAUAUGCAUUAUUUGUCAGACCACAUUAAACUUAUUAUUUUAGAUGAAAUUUGCCUUAUGAGUAGUAAAAAAGGAGCCGCUCUUGAAGCUAUAAUUAAUAGAUUCAAAUCAAUUCAGGUUCGUAUUUUAGGUCUAUCAACCACAUUAGCCAAUCCAGAAUGCGUAUCAAAAUGGUUAGGAGAUGCUAAAAUAUUUAAUUUUUCAUCUUCAUCGAAACAAGUUCCGUGUAAAAUUUUUGUUAAUAGUUUCCCAGACAAGACGUACUACACCUCACUUCAGAAUAACAUGAAUGUAUUCGCCUUUAAAACGUUAUGUAAUUAUUCUUUAAAUGAUCCAUCCAUCAUAUUUGUUUUAUCUAGAGACCAAACUAUUUCAACGGCCCAAAACAUCGCAAAUUUAUCAAUAGCGUCCAACAUUUCAUUUUUGGGCCCAUCCGUUGAAAAAUCAAAACUGGAUGACAUAUGUAAAUCAUUAGAAGAUAGUAAUCUAGCUGAAUUAAUACACCAAGGCAUCGCAUAUUAUUAUAAUGAGAUGAGUGCAUACGAUAAACGUAUAGUUGAAGAUUUAUUUUUACGCCAAUGGAUUUAUAUAUUGGUUUGUACAUCUAAGCUGGCAUGGAAUAUAAAUUUACCAUCAAAGAUUAUCAUAAUUAAGGGAACAAAAAUUUAUGGCAAAAAAAUCAAAGGGCAUACCGAUUAUUCAAUAACUGAUAUUAUGCAGGCAAUACAAUAUUUUUUAUUUAGAUGGUUGGAAGAGCUGGACGCCAUCGCAUUUAUAUUGGUUGAAGAAUCUAAAGCAGAUUUAAUCAAAUCAUCUAUAUAUUCUCCACUUCCAAUUGAAAGCUGCCUAGAAGACACGCUGAUUGAACACAUAAAUGCUGAAAUUUCAAAUAAAACUAUCGCAACAAAAAUAGACUUUCUAUCAUAUAUUUCAAACACAUUUUUCUAUAGGAGGUUAAUAAAAAACCCUCUUUACUAUAUGGACAUAAAUUCAAAAUCAUUAAGGCGCAAGGGAAUCACUUCAAAUUUAGAAAUGACUGAAAAUUACCAUAAUAUCAAAUCUACCAAUGAAAUCAUUUUAAAAUUCAUCAAUUCUCUUUUAGAAGAAACAAUUUCAAGUUUAAAUACGUUAGGAUGCAUUAAGAUUCAAUCUUCAUCUGAAAUUGACGAGUUCGUUCUUGAUCAUGGAUUAGAAUUUAUUUCUGAUAUUUCUACAUCAUUAUAUACCCCUACUCUAUUGGGAACAAUUGCAUCAUGUUAUUAUAUUUCAUGCAGCACAGCUCAUAUGUUCAAAUCAAAAUUGAAUUCUGAACAAGAAUUAGACUUCUACCAACUAUUAAAUCUAAUUUCUGGUUCGCAGGAAUUUAAAAAUAUCCCUAUUCGCCACAAUGAAGACUUUUACAAUAUGAAACUUUCAUCAAUGUGCCCAGUUCCUAUUGAUGAAUCAGAAGCAUCUUCACCUCACUCUAAGACAUUUUUGCUACUCCAAGCAAUAAUGUGGAAACUUCCUCUCCCAAUUAUAGAUUAUAAAACAGAUAUUAAAACUAUUUUGGAUAGGGCUACGGUGAUAAUACAUGCUUUCAUAGACAUUGCUGCAGUUAAAAGAAGACUCUCCACAGUGUUAUAUCUUAUACUUAUAAUGCAGUGCCUAAUAAAUCAUUUGAAUCCAGGCGACAUUAAUUCUUUGAUUAUAAAAAAAAAGAACUUUAAAUAUAUAAAUAUUGAAGUUUCUUUAUCACCAUUAGGAUCGAAUUCAUCUGUUAUACCAAGGUCAUUUGGAGAUGCAACAUACAUUUAUGAUAUAAAGGAAUACUCUAAUUUCCAAAUUAGAGUAAAGCUGACAUCAGGAUAUGCACAAGGCUACUACUAUGUUAUCAUUGCUAAUGAAAUAUCCGGUUUAAUAUAUGGAUUGAAGAAAAUUACAAUUAGAAAGUGCUCGAUUGUCAGUUUUCGACUUUCAUUGGAUUUCAAUACAUCACUGAAGGUAAUAGUAUCAAGUGCAUUGCAUGUUGCAAGAGAUCAAGAGUUGUCGUUGAUAUUCAAUAAUAUCUGA